Molecule: messenger RNA, 2911 nt
Organism: Lethenteron reissneri (Far Eastern brook lamprey)
Lineage: Eukaryota; Metazoa; Chordata; Hyperoartia; Petromyzontiformes; Petromyzontidae
Product: acid sphingomyelinase-like phosphodiesterase 3a
Molecular function (GO): phosphoric diester hydrolase activity
Source: RefSeq, a predicted model, not a curated record
AUGGUGCUGGCGGGGCUGCUGCUGCUGCUGCUGCCGCCGCCGCUGCUGCUGCCGGGCUCGAGGCAGGAGGCCUGGCCUUGGCGGCUCCGCGCGGGCAGGAGGCGAGGGCGGCGAAGGAAAGGAACGAGAAUAAAGAGGAGGGUGGAGACGCCGACGCCGACGAUGGAGAAGCGGCGGAGGAGGAGGCGGCGGCGGCUGAGGCGACGGCGGAACGAGGAGCCGAGGAGAAACAACGUGUUGAAUCUCUCUUUCGCCGUGGGCGGGGUCUCGCGCGCUGGGAAGGUGACGUCACAGGGGGGCGGGGUCUCGCGCGCUGGGAGGGUGACGUCACAGGGGGGGGGGGGUCCCCCGCUGGGAAGGAGUUCCCCCCGGACGCGGCUGUGGACAGCAGUCGCCACGAGCAGCGGCGAGCAGCACAUGGCGGCGUCAGCGCUCCUGCCGAGGAGGCUCCUCUUCCUCGUGCUCCUCGGGGCCAGCUGCCUCCUCCACACGGCCAUGGCAGCGGCACUCCGCCGGGCUCGUGGAGGCAAAGGCGUGUUCUGGCACCUGAGCGACCUGCACCUGGACCCGAGCUACCGGGCGGACGCGGCGCCGGAGUCGGUGUGCCGCUCCUCGCGGGGGCUGCCCGUGCGCGACGCGGGCCCCUUCGGCUCGCACAUGUGCGACUCGGCCUGGCGCCUCGUGCAGUCCGCCCUGGAGAGCAUGCGCAGCCUCGACCCCGACCCGGACUUCCUCGUGUGGACCGGGGACAGCCCCCCGCACCUGCCCGUUAAGGAGCUGUCCACGCAGGAGGUGCUUGAGAUCAUGGGCAACUUCACGGCGCUUAUCCGAUCCACGUUCCCGAACACGCCCGUGAUUCCUGCGUUGGGAAAUCACGAUUACUGGCCGCAGGACCAGGACCCGGUGGCGGGCAGCGAACUGUACGACCGCGUCGCCGACAUGUGGAGCGGCUGGCUCACGGAGGAGUCGCAGGCCUUGUUCAGGAAGGCCGGCUUCUACACGCAGCUGGUGCCCGGUGCGAGCAGCGGCGCGGCACUGCGCGUGGUCAGCCUCAACACCAACCUGUACUACACGCCCAACCGCCAGACGCUGGGCCUGCCGGACCCCGGCGGCCAGCUGGCCUGGCUGCGCGACGUCCUCUCGCUGGCGCGCCGCCACCAGGAGAAGGUGUACGUUGUGGCUCACGUCCCUCCGGGGUACAAGCCCGAGUUGAGCCCCGGGACGUUCGUGCGGCCCGAGUACAACGCGCGCCUCGUGGCGGUGUUCAGCGAGUUUGCGGACGUGAUCGCCGCUCACCUCUACGGCCACCUGCACACCGACUGCUUCAUGGUGCUGCAGAGCCCCGCAGGGGCGGCUCUGGGCAGCAUGUUCGUGUCUCCGGCCAUCACGCCCUGGCGCUCUAACAACGGCUCGGUGGCCAUACCGCUCGCCAACAACCCCGGCUUCCGCUCCUACAACUACAGCCAGCGCGACCUGGCUAUUGAGGAGCUGUCUCAGUUCUACCUGAACCUGACGGAGGCCAACGAGCGCGGGAAGGCCUCCUGGGCCCUCGAGUACCGCAUGGCCGAGGCGUUCGGCCUGCCCGACCUGCGCCCCGGCAGCCUGCUGGCGCUCGGGCACCUCAUGCUGGCCCGGGGCCCCUCCGCCGACGCCGCCUUCGCCCUGUACGCGCGCCACUUCCUCGUGAGCUUCACGGCGGACCGCUGGUGCCAGGGGCCGUGCCGGCUCCGGCUGGCGUGCGCCGCGCUGCACGUGGGGAGCGACGGCUACGAGGCGUGCGUCGACCGCGCCGCGGCGCGCGACGACGCGCGGGGCUGGGCGGCGGGCCGCCUCGGCAGCGAGGUCGGAGCGGCGGCGAGGAUGAGAGUCGGCCUCGGGAUGGGCGGCGCCAGCCUGGCUCACGAUCUCCUCUGAGAGCCGGGAGCGGCUCUGAGAGCGGCUCUCAGAGCCGCCGGGAGCGGCUCCGUGUGCGCCGCGCUGCCCGCGAGCGCUCCGCCGGGGUUCCCUGGCCGCCGGCACUCGCGUCCCGACUACGGAGCGAGCGAGCGGCCGAUUUCUUGUUGUUUGUUUGUUGUUUGUUUGUUUGUUGUUUGGGUGUUCACGCUCGCGGGUGUAAGCGCCCUGUUGAUUUGCUUUGUUAUCGUUCUUCAAUGUCAGACGUCCAUUCAUCCACGAGCGCCCCCCUCACGUUGAAGAUCAAUAAAAUACCGCAACACCACCACCACCACGACCACCACCACCACGACCACCACCACCACGACCACGACCACCACGACCACGACCACCACCACGACCAUGCAGCGACCUCCAAGAUCUGCAAUACCAAGCCGCCCACUGUCUGCUCAUAGAUUUCCAUCGAGACCGAUUCAAAGUAUUCACAGAGACCCAUAGACUCACAUAGAGACCCAUAGACUCACAGAAAGACUCAAAAACACAUGCUCACAAGGAGACCUAUAGAUACCCUUAAAUUCACAUAGAGACUCGCAGAUUCACACACAAAUCCAUGGACUCACAGACCCACAGACUCGCGUAGAGACACAGACUCACAUAGAGACCCAUAGACACGUAACUAUAGACUCAAAAAGAGACCCACCGACUCACACAGAGAAAUAUACAUUCACACAGAGACCCAUAGAUCUGCCCUGACAGUCUCCCACCGUCUGCUCUUCGGUCUUCUCUCCCCCCCCCUUACCCCUUCCUCCUCCCCCAUGCGCCCCACGCGUCUCACCCAGUGGAGCCAGGUGUGUGUUUUUACGAAUCGCCCUGACAUCGAUGUAAAUCUUUGCACUGAGUCGCCGACUCCCCCGCUUGCACUGCCCGCGUUGUCUUCUACCGGCCGUCGACCACGAGUCACUCGGCUGAUUGCGAGCUUGUAACGCGAGCCCCAAUAAAGUUGCCAUUCUUAGAGAAU